Messenger RNA from Gryllus bimaculatus (two-spotted cricket), 5321 nucleotides. NCBI's taxonomy places the organism in Eukaryota, Metazoa, Arthropoda, Insecta, Orthoptera, Gryllidae. The record is from the annotation of a GenBank genome assembly.
AUGGCUACGCUAGGAAGGUGGUCUCUAAACGUCUUGCGAAAACCUGUUAUUUCCACGUGCUCCAGAAGGACUAUAGUGACAGUGAAAAAUAAUAAUAAGUUCCGUGUAGUUUCUACAAUAUGUGCGUGUGCAGUGGGAGGAGGAUUAGCGUAUUACAUCACGAAGAGAGCAAUGAAAAUGAACGCUGUCCACGCCUUCAAGCCAAAGAAGCUCGACUAAAACGCAGAGUUCUAAAUGACAAAGAUUUGGAAAGUAUUAGAGAUGUGACACCAUCAUUGAAGCAAGGAACUUCUCAAAUGUUUCGCACCCUUCGUGACAAAGGCAUCAUUUCUUACACUGAAUAUUUAUUUCUGCUAUCUAUUCUCACAAAACCUCAGUCUGGCUUCAGAAUAGCGUUUAAUAUGUUUGACACAGAUGGCAAUGAAAGAGUUGACAAAAAUGAGUUUCUUGUGCUAAUGAAAAUUGUGUCAGCCACUGUGAGAGAUUACCUUAUGCAGACAAAAACACCACAAUCUGGUGGCAAACUGCCAAAACCAAUUGAAAUACCGGAUCCAAGUCAAACUCUUAUGGAAAAAAUAUUUAGUCAUGCAUGGAAAGGAAAAAGAGGUUUAACGGCUGUUGAGGACAAAAAGCCACAUCCCAUCCAUGAAGAUUAUGUAGAUGAUGAGCAAGGGCUCCAGAGAAGACAUGUUGUAGAUACAACCCUCAUUGUUCAUUUCUUUGGCAAGAAAGGCAGAGAUGAAUUGAGAUAUGAAGGUUUCAAGAAGUUUAUGGAGAAUCUACAAGUAGAAGUUUUAGAGCUGGAAUUUCACGAGUUUUCAAAGGGUCAUGACACAAUUUCUGAAGUGGAUUUUGCCAGGAUAUUACUCCGUUACACAUAUCUAGAUACUGAUGAAUAUGACAUGUAUUUGGACCGUCUACUCAACCGCAUAAGAGAUGAGAAAGGCAUCACGUUUGAAGAGUUCAGAGUAUUCUGCCAAUUCUUAAAUAAUCUAGAAGAUUUUACAAUAGCAAUGAGGAUGUACACAUUAGCUGAUCACCCUAUUUCAAAAGAGGAAUUUCAUCGUGCUGUAAAAAUUUGCACUGGUACAAGCUUGAGCAAACACAUAGUGCAUACAGUUUUCCAGUUAUUUGAUGAAGAUGGUGAUGGACAACUCAGUUACAGAGAAUUCAUUGCUAUUAUGAAAGAUCGGCAGCAUAGAGGUUUUAAGUCCUACGCAAAGAAUGAAGGCUGGGAAGCAUUCAAAACAUGUGUCAAACAAGAAAUGAAGUCUCCAAUGUAGGAUGACCCUGAGAACAACUCGUAGCUUGCAGUUAUAUUUCUUGCUUACAAUUGUUAUCAAUAAAAUUUAUAUUUGAGAUUCACCUUUGAAACUAUUUAUGAGAUCAUGUUAAAGUUAAUAUUUUUUAUUGUACAUGGAAUUGAAAAUAUUUUGUUUGAAUGUGUUUGAAUUUAUUAGCUUUACAAAUUAAUAUGUUUAAUUCUGUACAGUAUAAAAUAAUGAUCAUGUUGAUAAUCAUUCUGUGUACAUUAAUGUUCAUAAAUCUCAAAUACAAUCUGUUACAAAUUUGCUGUGUAUAGAUAUAUUUAAAAAAUUCAUGAACUAUUCUUAGUAUAUUUUAUUUGGAUUCAGAAAUGAAUUAUAAAUUUCAAAUAUGGUCUAUUGUUAAUUUAUGAUAAAUUUGAAUUUUUCAAAUCUUUUACAAUUUAAACAUUUCCUAUGGUAAAUUGUUUUACAGAUGCACACUUAUUUGGAUAUAAGUGUACUUCUGAGAGGUAGAGAAGUUUAUGGUUUUCUUCCAUGCUCCCGUUAUUUUCGAAGUUUGGUUUGAUUGUUUAAAAUAGUACCUAUGGCCAAUGGCAACAAACAAAGGUACUACUUAUUAUUUUUUCAUGUUGUAUAUUUUCCAUUCACUUACUGUUUACUCUAAACACCUGUUUCACUUUCAACAAUGUAAUUCAACUGAAAUUCAUUUCAAAAACCAAUUCAGUAAGUAUAAGUAUUUGUUUGUUUUGGCAUUCAGGUUUCUUUUUGAUUAUUUAUGGAAUUGCUGUACAAUUUAAAUAUACAGACACUUACUUAAAUUAGAGAGAAAAGGAUAUUCCGUCAUUUAGUUAGUAGCGGCUGUCAGAUUCUUAGAAAAGAACAUGUUAUUUUUGAUUAGGAAAUUACAUUCUUGUGGAAUUUAAAAAAAUGUAAACUUCUUAAGUAAACAAAAUUGAAAAUAGACUAUAAAAAUAAUAUGAAUUAAUGAAUAAUACAAUAAUGACUGUUUUAAUAAAAACAUUAAACUCUACAUAUUAACAAUAAAAUUAAAAAUAUUUCAUAUAUUUCACCUACUAGAUAAUUUGUAGUUUCAAGGUAACUGUUACCCGGCGAUGGGAAUAUGAAAAACUGUAACGUCAGUGGGAACUUUGGGUCAAAUAGAUCCGCUAAAUAUUAGAAGCUUUUUGAAGCACCUAUAAAUUACACAAAUAUUUUAUUAUGAUGUAGAAGGUGCUAAUAAAUCAUUGAUCUGUUAUAAAGCCCAAAAUAUAGCCCAAUUUUUUAAAAGUUUCUGACUAGUAAAAAGAAAUAAAAUUAAUAUUGAUACUGAAAAUGAAGUAAGAAAAUGUAGCAUUAAGUUAAUCACUGCAAUAUUUACAAAAUAUGUUUGCAUUACUUAAACAAACUUUAUGGGAGCAUAUUUUACAGAAGUAUUUUUUACAAUAAUAUUGACCCAUCAAGAACUUAAGCGGGAAUAACCCAUCACGUUUUAUGUCAAACUCAAACUAAUGGUUAUCAUUUGUUCAGGAAGAUUCAGUUUUAAGAUAGACUGGUGGCUGAGUUAUGAACUAAUUUUGUUCACUUAGUGGACUGCUCCAAAAACAUCACUGGAUCAUUUAGACCCAACAUUUCCACUGCCGGGAUAAAUGCAUUUAUCCACUUUGAAUAUCUGAAGUGAAGCCUUGUGAAAUUAUAAUUAGAACACAAGAGUUAUAAUUAUGCUUUACGGUCUGUCUGUGAAAUAAUUAUUAUUAGAACACAAGUGUUAUAAUUAUGCUUGACCUCCUAUUAAUACUGUCUGUCACCUUUUCCAUGAAGAAUAAUCAAGUUACAAAAAAUUAUAGUACAUUUGAAAUAAGGCAAAGUGGAUAAAAUAUUGCAUGAUAUUCUAAUCAUGAUAUUCUCAAUUGAAAGGGAGAGAAUUAUAAGGUACUGUGUUUUUGUGACUUUACAAUGAAAACAAGGUUUGUAAAUUCUGUAUCUCACUGAAUACCUACUAUAAAAAUGUUUGAGAUAUAUUUAACUUUGUUUUUUCUUGUUUAAAAUAUUUUUUAUUGUAAUCUUGUUCCUGCAGGUUAUGUGGAAAUUUAGAAGGGUAUUCAUUAUAAAAUAGUUACAUCUACACAUUGAUAUAUAUUUUUUCCAGGCAUAUUCAAGUAAGUUCAGAAAAACUAAAAGUAGUAUUAAAGUAAAUUUAUUGUUUUAUGUAGCUAGCUCGAUAUUCCAAAGGAGUUCAAAUCCUCCUUUUUAUCAUGAUCAACAUUUUCUUCAGAAAACAGCAAUUUUUAAGUAAACUCUGUGAAGUCAAUGACAACUUUACCACUCAUUGAACUUGAAAUAGAUUAUCACAUUUAACUUUCUUCAUUAAUUUGAACCAAUUUCAAACCACAUGAAUAUCAUUUACUUGAGUUCUUUUUAAUUUUUAAUGUGACUGAAGUCCCCGUCAUAAAGAAGAAAUGUAUGUCUGCUAACAAGAAAUCUUUGGCCUGUGUCACACGAGCGUUGCGUUGACGCGCAAUAAGACUACGACUAAGUUUCUACGACACGCGUUAUUUAACGCCCGUCAACGCAACGCUGUUGGGCAGACGCCUUUAGUCUGCAAAUCCUGGCUGAACUAGAUUUGUAUGGAUCACUGCCACCUUAUAUGGAACUCGCCACCUGGCUUGUUCUUCACUCCACAACACCAUACAGAAACCAUUUGAACAAACAGAGAAAUUCAUUAUAAAUCCAUAACUGUAUCUGUUAGAAAGCCUGAGGAAUUGCAUAGGCAAUGUUCGCUGCAUGCAAAGAUUUGUCAUUUUUUCCUUUUUUUUAUGCCUAUUUGUAACUUUUCAUGUCCUAAAUCUGCUUUUAGGACAUGUGAUUCCGUUUGGUUCAAAGGUUUUGCUUUAUCAGUGUUCUCUAAGUUUGGAUCAUUAAGUUAAUUUGCUACAAGUAACGCAUGAAUCUGAACGAGAUAGACCAAAGCUGUAGUUAAACUCGUGAAGAAAUAUAACUCUAUAUAACCAUUAUUUUACAGGCUCAUCUUCUUCUGCUGCUUACAUAUUAUACAUUUUUUAUAAAUUCAAAUCAUAAUUCCAAGUUCUGAAUCUAUUUUUUGAUUAGAAACUUCUUGUUUCUUUUACAUGUACACUUCAAACUCCUAACACUCAGUUGUAACGUGCUCCGCACGACAUCACUUUCGCGCCAUAAUCACAAGUAGUGCGUACAUAUAUUUCCUACUGAUGCUCUCAGAAAUAAUUCAUGCUUCCUAUUGAAUGUAGAAUGAAUAGUAAGGGGCCCUUCGCACGUAGACACUGCAUCGCGCUUUCGAACACCGCUGCUGAUAGCGAAGCUUUUGCUUAAAUGGAGGUCUCAAGUGCGGCGGAUUCGCGCUGCUGUGGCGUUCGGCGAUGGUCCCUCGCCACCAGCAGCCCGGAAGGGCGUACGCGCCACCGCUAGCAAAGUGUUGGUUUAAAUGGUGGUCUUCCCACUGGGACACUCGUCGCAACCUCCCGCGGUCUCUUUGUUCGUCGUGUCGAAGGGUCGGCGAAAUCACCCCUGUAGAACAAUCCCCUUUCCGCGGCGCGGGAAGUGCCACUUAUCGGAAGAAGUGUCUUGAUGUGAAGGGGCCCUAAGAUGCUACAGAAAGUGUGGUAGUGUGGGUCACGUCACAAAUAGGACCUUUAUAAUAUUUUGGCUCAAGGGGCUUCAAGAUCAUCAUUACCACAUUUGAUGGUCUUAGAUUGAUAGAAAAAAUGGCAGACCAUAUUCUACUCACAAUAGACAUUAAGAUAACAUGUUUAUAUCAAUUUUGUCAAAAUGCCAGAUAGUAGCCUACCCUUAUAAUUCUCAACUCUUCAAUUGAUUAUUAAGUUCGGCCUUAUGACAUUGUAUAAUACUCCAAUCCCAUAUUGUAGUAAUAUGUAAUACAAUACUUAUUUGGAAAUAAUAUAACGCAUUGCCUUUAUAUACCAUAACGCAAAAUGUAAAGAAGAUUACAAAACAAAUUUAAAUGUGUAAUUAGGACAUGUCUUAUUUAUCAAGAUUUCCUUAUUUAACCUACCUUCGAAC